AUGCCCGACACCCUCCGACCUCCCGGCCCUACCGAGGCCGAUGAGACCCGGCAGGAGGAGCAAAAGGACGAAGAGAACCUGCGUGAGCUGUCACGGUCGCCGCACCCGUACCACAGACAAAAGUGGGAACUGCUGGAACCCUCGGAUCGCGUCGUAGCCAGGGCGAGCACGAUCCCCACCCACGGGCCUGUUGAAGACAUUCGCGACCAGCUUCUGCCUGCGCCGAGCUUCACAAAGGAUUCGACGCCCGCCACCGACAGCGGCACCGAGGCUGACGACGAGAUUUUUGUCAAGAAGCUGCCUGCGCCCAAGGCAAAACUCCACAAGGGUCUUCGUGGCCGACAUGAGGCGCUGUCCGGCUCCGGAACACCACUGCUGACCCCGACGGUCGGUGAUGGUGAUCGCGACGGAAUCUUGUCGUCGAGCCCCAGGUGGAAGAAAGAAGAAAGCGAAAAGAGGCGACAGGCGAAGAGAUUGAGACGAAACAGGGAGCUAGUAAGGAGAGGCACGGAGGUUGCAAUCCUGGGGGUUCUGGCGCGGACUGUCAUUCGUAACCCGGUCGUGCAGCCUUUCGUCGCGGCGUGGAAGGAUGAGUUGAUACUACAGAGCACGAUUUUCGCGGCGCUGCUACUGCUCUACCCGCUGCGAGUCGCAGCAUGGGCCUACAAAAAGGGUGAACCCCUAAAGAGCAAGAUACCACUCUCGAUCCCUCUGUCCUUCGACCCGGCGCCUGCGCUAUACCCUCAGCUACUACCAUUACUUGUCGCCUUCCUCACAGCCGCGAAUUUGAAGGACGUCAUCCUACCGAAUCUCGUGCUCGGCAUCGCAUCCAUUCCCCGAAGUCUUGUCCCCACCAGCAAUACUUUCGAAGUCAUCAACCCUAUCCACUGGCUGUUGACCUGCUUGCCUCUGGCAUUGAACCGUGAAAAAUUCCCGGCGAGCCCUUCAGAGCACAAGAACUGGUCGGAUAUUUCGCCAACCUCCCCUCAAGACCUUGUCUUUCUUUACCCUCUCCAUCAGAGCCUCUCUUUGGUUCUUUACCAUCUAACAACCAGCAGCCUCCUCACGGCCGAACUCGAACUGCUCUCGAUAUCCCUCAUUAAUCUUCUCAUACUCUCCAGGUCCCCACAAGCUGUAGUUCUACAGUCCGUUCUUUGGCUAGGCGGACUUGGCGUGCUCAUCUUUUGCGCACCUGUGAUUGAAUGGAGCAUCAGCCUGGCAAGGGUUCCGAAAUGGCGACUCAGGCGAAACACAGUUUCAACCCGGACCUCCCUUUUUGGAGCUUCGAUAGACCGCCUUUCUGCUGGUUUGAGGCUCAUUCCGGCGAAAGAAGGUCUUGAUUCCGAGACAGAGGACUCCGCUGUGGUUUCUGGCCUUUCUACCGACGAAGAGGGCACGCAGGGGACCGAUUUAGCACAUCGAAGAUCAAUUGCCUCCCAGAUGGAUGGCUUGUACGAGAGCAUUCCUUUGCGAAAAACGCAGACGAGCUCUGACAAGCCUGUAGGCGACUUGCACGCUGGUCUGGACGAGCCAGAAAGCUUUUCCCUACAUCCUCGACGGCGUACCUUGCCUUUCGCGGAGACUAUGAUGAAGUCAUCCAAGACGCAUACCUCCUCAGGACGACAAAAGAGGCGUGCAUCGUCCUCCGUGCGGUUCUUUUACGGUCUGACCCCGGGAGAAGCCAACAGAAGAAAGCUGCUCUAUGCGGCAUGGGCGUACGCGAGCAUCGUCGCUGUGGUUCUCCUUCCCAUUGGGUUCUACGUGCGACAAUAUGCCACAGCUGGUCAUUAUCCUAUCGGUUGGGCUGUGGGCUACGUCCUUGGCGACAUACAUUGGUUCAGAAUGCAGGUUAUCAUGUCGACAUGGCUGGACUGGGCCUUCGUGCUCCCAGACCUUCCGGGCGAGGGCUCCGAGUCCUGCCAUCUAGGCUGGGUUGAGCACCUUCGUCAUGCCUCGAUCGGCGAGGCCAACACGAGGUUGUGUCUAGCUGCUUGGUGGGUUGCAGUCAUCAUCCUUGGUCUAGCGGUGGUGUUUCGGCUCUCGCCAUACUAUGAAGUCGACACUCGCCGCAAGAUCUUCCAUUUCAUGAUGGUAUCCAUGUUUCUACCAGCAACGUUUAUUGAUCCGACCUGGUGCGCCCUCGCUCUCGCCAUCGUCCUGGCCAUCUUUCUCCUGCUGGAUCUCCUCCGUGCAAGCCAACUUCCACCACUCUCCAAACCCAUACGAGACUUUCUACAGCCGUACACGGACGGCCGCGAUCAUCAGGGGCCCGUGGUCAUCUCACACAUCUUCCUGCUCAUCGGCUGCGCCAUUCCGCUCUGGCUCAGCCUGGCGUCCCUCCCUCGGACUGGGACCGGAAAUAUGAUGGGCUGGGAGACGCCGGCCCGCGAGCUGAGCAUGGUCGCAGGAGUUGUCUGUGUUGGCCUGGGCGAUGCUGCCGCCUCGCUGAUCGGGCGCCGUUGGGGGAAGCACAAGUGGUUCUGGAAGGGUGGCAAGAGUCUGGAGGGCAGCGUGGCGUUCGCGAUGGCCGUGUUUGCAGGCCUUGUGGCUGCUAAUCUCUGGCUCAGGGUUGGCGGCUGGCCCGUCUCCAGCUUUGAUCGCUCGCUUUCCCGAGCCGAGACGGUCACGGGCUUCUGCGCAUCCUUAUCUAGCCUGACAGAGGCAGUCCUCACGGGCGGAAAUGACAAUGUUGUGGUGCCAGUGGUAUUGUGGACAUGUGUGAAGGCCACGGGAUUGUGA
Molecule: messenger RNA, 2739 nt
Organism: Cryphonectria parasitica EP155
Lineage: Eukaryota; Fungi; Ascomycota; Sordariomycetes; Diaporthales; Cryphonectriaceae
Exons: 4
Coding region: 1-2739 (912 amino acids)
Biological process (GO): dolichyl monophosphate biosynthetic process
Cellular component (GO): endoplasmic reticulum membrane
Molecular function (GO): dolichol kinase activity
Source: RefSeq, a predicted model, not a curated record